AGGAGGCUCGGAGAGCAACUUUCUGAAGAGAAUUCCGCCUCAAGACACAGCGAGCGCCGUGACAUCGGGGGGAGUAGCAGUGAAGUUCAUUGAUGCAGUCCAGAAAUAUGGCGGUUAGUGCAGUGACCAUCUUGUUUGCCCUGGUGAUCCACCGAGCAGAGGCAGACGAAUUCACACUGGCGGAUGCUCUGCAGUCCAACGGAAGCAGAUGUGGAGAGAACGGGAAACUCUAUCCAAGCGAAUUCAGUGUCCCAGAGAUGUACUGGCAGGCUUUCGGAGCCCCCUGUUCCUGCGACCCGCUGUGUGCCCAUUACAAAGACUGCUGCCAGAACUCAGAACACUUCGCAGCUGAGGACCAAGUCUGGGGGUCCUCGCCACAGUCUUGCUUCAACGUGAGCGAAAGGGACCCCUACUUCAGCAUGAAGAAGUCAUGUCCUGCCAGCUGGGAUGACGAUGAAACUCGUUCCAAGUGCCAGGGACACCCCGACUUCCCACUGACGAGCAGUCAGACACUUGUCACUUACUCAAACAUGUACUGCGCGGAGUGCAACCGUGACUUCCACCCUGACACAGACACUCUCUGGCCUGCUGAAUACCGUUGCCAUGGUGAUGGUGCCUUUGGUUAUGAAGUACGGGUUGAUUCUGGGGAAAAUGGCACAACGGAUGUGAAUAUCAGUACAUGGAAUCUAACACACUCCGAUAACUUCCACUACAGAUAUCCUGUUAAUGCAUUUGUCUUUCUACACUCCUACUUCGAUCCAGAAGACUUGACUCUAUAUGACACACGCUUUAGACCAAAUUUCCUCAAAACAGAUGUAGAAAAUCCGCCCAAAGAACACAAUAAACAUACGCGUGUCCAUCCUGGUGACUACAGAUGUGACAGGUUCUUCUCGGUCUUUAACCGGAGUAUCAUGAGAAUUUGUCCACAAGUUAUCAGCACUUGCGCGUCGGACUGGAUAGACACCGACGUGGAGGGAAAGUGCUUGGCCUACACGGAUGUUUACUGUAACAAGAAGUUUUUUUAUCGGAACCCUUACUGUGCCCAGUGCAACCGUGUGAACUUGUCAGAAAAUUUCUCUUGCGAUGUAACGCUAGGAGUAGGUCUUAAACAUGAGAUAGAUUUCACUUAUUUACUGAGGUGGGACGAAACCGAAUAUGACAUGACUAAUCCAGAGAACGAUACAAGUGUUCCGGAAGUGGAUCAAGAGGAUAAAGAGGACGUCAUCAUGGAGUACAUCACGCUUGUGGGCCUCUCUGUGUCGGUGGCUUGCCUCGUGUUGCACCUGGCGAUUUCCUCAGGCACUCCGCGGCUAAGGAACCUUCCGGCCAUGAACCUUGCUUCGCUCUGCGUGGCCCUGUUGCUUUUCUACUGCAGUUUCCUAGUGACGAGAGUAGUGGACGACCUUCCGUGUGUGGAGUUGGCUGUCGUAAGAUACUACAGUCUGCUGGCCAACUACUGCUGGCUGCUCGUCAUAUCCUUCGACGUGUGGAAUGCCAUCAGGAGGUCAACAAAGAAGCUUCAGUUAUCUUCAGGUACGAAAUGGAAGCGCUUCGCUGUGUACAGCGCGUUCGGAUGGGUCGGGCCCAUCCUCAUCAUCACGUUCUUCUUCAGCCUGGACAACUUCAGCCCAAGUCACCACCUGCGUGGCUGCUGGUUCAGUGAAGGACGCCACGUUCUGGGGUUCGUAGUGGCCCCACUCGGCAUCGUCAUGACCCUGAACGUUGCUUUCUUCACCUGGACCGCCUACCUGAUCUAUUCGACCAAGUCGAGGAUGGAAAAUAGAUCGACCGCAAGGACACAAUUAUGCCUGUUCGUCAGACUCUCUGUCAUCAUGGGACUAACCUGGAUCACUGGCUUAGUCGCCACAACUCUGAAUAUCCCCGUUAUGUGGUAUGUGUUCGUGAUCCUGAACACACUUCAAGGCCUGUUUAUCUUCGUGUCUUUCUCCUGCACGGAGAAAGUCUGGAUGGAACUGACCAGGAAGGGAACCGUGUCAUCACAGGCUACAACAUCAUCUACUGUCGCGUCUCGACCCUGAAAUUACUCUGCUGAUUGCGCCGACAGUAAUGUGCCCAAAUUACGGAAAAUCUGAAGAUCCUUAUGUGACGCAAAACCGCUGAUUUGGACAAAGUAUUGCUUGAACUAAUUAGUCAACAUCAGAGAGAAACGUUUCUUGAUUAUCAUACGAUUUCUUGUAUUUUAAGUACAUGCAGGACCAGAAAUACGGGAAAUCCAAAAAUCUGCCUUGACUUGGGUCCCAAGCUGCCAGUUAAGAAGUCUGGUACCCGUAUGUGUAAGUGUAGUUAUAAAGUAGAAGUCAACAUUUCUAGGACUUGGGCCUUUCAGUGUUGUGAUGUCUGUACUGCCUGUGCUGUGCCAUGGAGGAAGGCAUCUGUCAGUUGCUGUUCUGCUGUUCACAAGGUCUACUUGCAAAGAAACAGAGAAAUGAGUCAAGUAGCAAUGCAGACAGAUGUGCUUCCCUUUAAACACAUCUGUGAUUGGGUGUUUAGGUCUAACACACAUACACAUGCAUAGGGGAGAUGGUGAUUUAAGUACAUUCACCCCAAGAUCACAUAAUUGUAUUCAGCAAACUCAUAACAGGGGGAUGUAGACAAAAUAUCCAUGCUCUACACAUCAACAAACAUUUUAUUCCAGGCCGCAUUUGUUAAAAAUUAUGAGAGGCGGAAAAGAAGAUGAAGUUGGAUUUGAGGUUCUCACAGCAAUGAUUAUGAAAUGUACUGUCUUCUGGGAUGUGCCAUGGUGUAGUCUGGUAGAAGUUUACCGACAUUUGCCCUCUUGCUCUGCUUGCAUCUUGCUGAUUGCUUGGCUCGCUCUGUGACCCUUAAGACGGAAGUAGUACCUUCCUUUAAAAUGUCAGUAAAGUCUACAAUGCACAAGACUGAACUCUUCACAGGUAAGGAAAGUCACAUGCGUAGAAGCAUCAGUUAACACGACUCGUCACGUGUGGCUGGCCGUGGAACUACAUUGAAGAACACAGCUCAUUAGCAGUGUGUUAAAGCUGCAUAUGUGUAUGUGUGUGACUAAAUACGGGGCUCGAUUUGGUGACUCGAUUUAUUGGCUACUUCACCACACAUCUGGGAACUACAAGUAAUUACAGCUCCAUCGUUAAUUGUCCCACUCCACAAAUCAUUGCUCCACCGAAAAGCCUUUACCAGCCUUCUGUGUCUUCACCAGACGUUCCUUGGCAACGGCUUCUAAUAGUGGAGAUUCUUCAGGUUCACGCGCUCACGUCCUUCCUAGCUGGCAACUCCUCGGCAAGGACCGCGUGGGAAACACUAUUUGUUCCCAUAUGCUAACCGUUUUCCAUUACCGCGAGAACGUGUUUACCGAACCGCUGCCCAGAAAAGUAGUCUAGUAUAACCGCCCACCUCACGAUCGUUGCGUAACAACGGCUAUGCAUACUAGGGACACUAGUGUUGGCAGGAUAUAGUUUUGCGUUUUA
Molecule: messenger RNA, 3464 nt
Organism: Cryptotermes secundus
Lineage: Eukaryota; Metazoa; Arthropoda; Insecta; Blattodea; Kalotermitidae
Exons: 6
Coding region: 93-2039 (648 amino acids)
Biological process (GO): G protein-coupled receptor signaling pathway; cell surface receptor signaling pathway
Cellular component (GO): membrane
Molecular function (GO): G protein-coupled receptor activity
Source: RefSeq, a predicted model, not a curated record